Dipodomys ordii (Ord's kangaroo rat) is the source of this 1365-nucleotide messenger RNA. Its product is annotated as chromosome unknown open reading frame, human C17orf75. Gene Ontology annotation, cellular component: trans-Golgi network. Lineage: Eukaryota; Metazoa; Chordata; Mammalia; Rodentia; Heteromyidae. The record is from RefSeq and is a predicted model, not a curated record. Bases 29 to 1207 code for a protein of 392 amino acids. The transcript is spliced from 10 exons.
GACACCGGGUCGCUCGGAGGCUGGCGCGAUGCUCCCGUCUCUGCAGGAGUCGCUGGACGGGGAGGAGAAGGAACUGGAGAGCAGCGAGGAGGGCUGCCUCGCCGAGGAGCGCAGACCCGAGCCGCCGCCCAGCAGCCACUACGGCCUCUACAGCUGCCGCGGAAGCAGAUUGGCACAGCAACGAGCAGACAGUGAUGAUGGCACAAAUUCAGAAACUCCCUCUGGUGAUGAUUUCAGCCUCUCCUUGGUGGAUACUAAUCUGCCAUCUGAAGUGGAGCCAGAGCUACGCAGUUUCAUUGCUAAGCGUCUUUCGAAAGGAGCAGUCUUUGAAGGGCUGGGUAAUGUUGCAUCCGUGGAGCUGAGAAGUCCGGGUUACCGAGUUGGUUGUUAUUACUGCCUUUUCCAACAAGAAAAAUUGCUUCCUGAAACAGCAACAAUGGGCUCUGAACAUAACCCUUCAGAAUAUGUGGUCUGUUUUUUAGGAGGGUCUGAAAAGGGCCUCGAGCUGUUCAGGCUUGAAUUGGACAAGUACAUUCAAGGGCUGAAAAUUAACAUGAAUUGUGAGGAAAGUGGUCUGGAGAACCAAGUAAAGUCCUAUCUGAACAGCUGGUUUGAAGAUGUUGUAUGCCCAAUUCAAAGGGUGGUUCUUCUCUUUCAGGAGAAACUUACCUUCCUGCUGCAUGCUGCUUUGAGUUAUACUCCUGUUGAGGUUAAAGAAUCAGAUGACAAAACAAAGAGGGACAUUAACAGGUUUCUGAGUGUCGCCAGUCUCGAAGGACUCAUUCAUGAAGGCACCAUGACAUCAUUGUGUAUGGCCAUGACGGAGGAGCAGCACAAGUCUGUGCUCAUAGACUGCAGCGGCUCCCAACCUCAGUUCCACAAUGCGGGAAGCAACCGGUUUUGUGAGGACUGGAUGCAAGCUUUUUUAAAUGGCACUGAAGGGGGCAACCCUUUUCUCUUCAGACAAGUACUGGAGAACUUUAAGCUAAAGGCCAUACAAGACACAAACAAUUUGAAGAGGUUUAUACGGCAGGCAGAAAUGAACCAUUAUGCUUUGUUUAAAUGUUAUAUGUUCCUGAAGAACUGUGGGAGUGGAGAUGUCCUUUUGAAGAUUGUGAAAGUGGAACAUGAAGAAAUGCCUGAAGCUAAAAGUGUGGUAGCUGUCCUUGAAGAAUUCAUGAAAGAAUCUCUUCCCCGAAGUUUUUGAUCAUGUUUUGAAAUAACUCUUCAUGAAGUUGUAUAUUUGUUUGAAUCAUCAGUUGUCAUUGUUCAUAGAGUUCCUAUUUAAGGUGAUCUUAAACCUACCAAAUUCUUUCUUUUUACACUUUUGCCAUUUAACUUAAUUAAACAUAACAAUCUGAGGAA